UUUUAACUAAAAAGAAGGUUCUAAAAAGCAAUAUAACAACGUUUAAAGGCAAGGUAAAUUCGAAUUUAGAACAAGCAGAAAUUUUAGAGGUAAAGUUGUUCGAAACGAAACUAAAUGCUUUUAACAGUGAGCUUCGUUCUAUUUAUGAGGAAAUAUUUUUGUUGUGUCCUGAAAAAGAUUGUGAUACAUUCAUUACGGAACAACAAACAAUACAAGAAACUUUAGAUGAAUUAUGGAUAACUAUAAAUAAAAAGUUACAGAAACUUUCCAGUGACUCUGUUAUCGAAACAAGUAGUGUAGCAAAAGUAAAUUCGUCUGACGUUCGAUUACCAAAAUUAGAACUUUCUACCUUUACAGGGGAAAAUAUAGAUGAGUGGAUUAGUUUCUAUGAUGAUCUUUUUAAGGCUAGUGUAGAUAACAAUCCGAAUAUUUCUAAAUGUCAGAAGUUUCAAUAUUUAAAGGCUUCUUGUAAAAAAAAGGCUCUGUCUAUUAUUGAGUCAAUUCCUAUUUCUGAUGCUAAUUAUGAUAUAGCGUUGCAACUUUUACAGGAACGUUAUUCUAAUAAAAGAGAAUUAACUAAUGCAUUAAUCCGUAAAAUGUUUAAUUUGCCAAAUGUUUCUGAUUCAGCUCAAGCUAUUUUACAUUGUGUUGAUGUAGUGAAUGAAUGUACUCCAUUCCUGGAAGUCAAACGUAUUUCAAGUGAAGAUAAAAAAUGUGAAGAGUUCUUUAAAACAACACACUUCCGUGAUCAAAAUGGUCGUUAUGUAGUGAAACUUCCAUUUAAAGAUAACCCUUCAAGGUUGGGUAAUUCUAAAGAUCUUGCUUUACAAAGAUUUAAAUCUUUAGAGAGAAAUCUCUUAAGAUCUCCUGAUACAUAUGAUAUGUAUAAACAUUUCAUGAAGGAAUACUUGGAUCUCGGGCACAUGGAACCAGUCCGUAGUUCAGAGUCCCCAAGUCAGGCAUACUACAUGCCACAUCAUGCAGUAAUUAAGGAAUCUAGCUCUACGAGUAAAAUACGUGUGGUAUUUAAUGCUACUAGUGCUCAAAACACUGAGUGCAAAAAUCUAGUAAAUCAACUCUUGCAAAUGUUAGAACGUGGAGGAUUUCUUCUGCGUAAAUGGUCAUCCAAUGACUUGUCAGUGUUAGAGAAUAUACCCCAGGAGUUGAGAAAUGAUUCUGAGGCUAUGAAAAUUCAAGACGAUAGCUCAAUCAAAGUUUUAGGAAUUAAUUGGAACCCCCGUGAAGACUACUUUAACUUUUCCGUAUCCAUUUCUGACAUGUGGAAACUCCAUUUAUCGUGGGAUGAACCUGUUAGUGAUGAGAUUGCUAACAAAUGGAAGAUUUUCCGAAAUGAUUUACAUCUUAUUCAACAAUUAAAAAUACCGAGAUUUGUUUUGAUUCCUGACGUGAACUAUAUUGAUAUCUGUGCUUUUUGUGAUGCCUCCGAGAAAGGCUACUGUGCAGCAAUUUAUUUGCGUUCAGUGUCACGUAAUUUGGACAUCAAAGUAACACUCUUAACAUCAAAAACAAGAGUUGCCCCUCUGAAAGUGCAAUCAUUACCUCGAUUAGAGUUAUGCGCCGCAGUUUUGUUAGUGAAUUUGCUUAAAUCAGUGUUAGAACAUUUAGAGUUUCCUAUACGUAAAGUUUUGGCCUGGACAGAUUCAACUGUUGUACUGUCCUGGAUUUCUGCAGAACCAUACCGUUGGGUUCCCUUUGUUGCAAACCGCGUUGCUAAAAUACAGAAUACAAUUCCUAAUGUAAGGUGGAACCAUAUCAAUGGAAAGCGGAACCCAGCUGAUUCAGGUACAAGAGGAAUGUUUCCAGCAGAAUUUCUGAAGUGUGAGCGAUGGUUCAUUGGACCUACUUGGUUAUAUUCACAAGAUUUCGAACCAUGUCCUGACAGUGAACAUCUUGCUGAUGUAGAUUAUGAAGGAGUUCGUUUUCUGACAACCGAUGAGCUUCGAUUAGCUACAAAAACAGUGAUAAAAAAUGUCCAAGAAUCAUAUUUUCCUCAAGAGCUCUCUUAUUUAAAAACAUCGAGAGAAUUAAAAGGUGUGAGCAGCCGAGUAAUACAAUUAACUCCCUUCCUUGAUGAAGAAGGCGUCAUUCGAGUAGGUGGUCGCUUAAAAAAUGCAAACAUUCCUGAAAAUAGCAAACAUCCUAUUUUGCUUCCAAAGGAAGGACAUGUCACUAAUCUCAUCGUAACUCAUUACCAUGUCAAUUAUUUGCAUGCUAGUCAAGAGUUAUUAAUAAGCACUUUACGAAUGCAGUUUUGGAUUCUUGCGGUGAGAAGCGUAGUGAGAAAGAUUAUUCACAGAUGUAUUCCUUGUAUUAGAAAUCGAGGCAAGACUGUGACCCAGAUAAUGGGUGAUUUACCCUCGCCCAGAGUUCAACCAUCAAGACCUUUUGCAGUCACCGGUGUUGAUUAUGCUGGUCCAUAUUCUAUUAAGUCCCAAGUUGGGAGAAGAACAAAAACUUUCAAGUGUUACGUAUCCAUUUUUGUGUGUUUCUCAACAAAAGCUGUACACUUGGAGUUAGUCAGUGAUUUAUCAACUUCAACGUUUUUAGCAGCUCUAAAAAGAUUUAUCGCCCGACGAGGCAAACCAUCUAAAAUUUCGAGUGACUGUGCUACUAACUUCAAAGGUGCUAGUAAGGAACUGAAGGAGAUUUAUAAAAAUGCAGCUCGCAUUGAGAAAAGCAGUGAAUUAUGUGACUACAUUACCUCAGAAGGUAUAACUUGGUUAUUUAAUCCUCCGACAUCUCCUCACUACGGUGGCUUGUGGGAAUCUAAUGUGAAAUCCAUGAAAUUUCAUCUUAAACGAGUAUUAGGAUCCACACUUCUAACUUACGAGGAAUUUUUAACAGUGCUUACACAAGUGGAAGCGUGUAUGAAUUCCCGUCCUCUUUGUGCGAUGUCUAGUGAUCCAAACGACUUUAGUGCAUUGACUCCAGGUCAUUUUCUGAUUGGAGCCCCUUUGCUUGCCAUUCCGGAAUCUGACUUGAGUGAUGUGAAAUCUUCACGACUUAAACGUUGGUCUCUAGUUCAACAGACUGUGCAACAUUUUUGGAAACGAUGGUGUGCAGAAUAUUUAACAACACUUCAACAACGUGCUAAGUGGUUUCGUGCGUCUCCAAAUCUAAAAUGUGGUGAUUUAGUUCUGAUCAAAAACGAACAACUGCCUCCAAACCAAUGGAAAAUUGGAAGAAUUGCCUUAAUUCAUCCAGGUAGUGAUAAAAAAGUUCGAGUGGCUACAAUCCAUACAGCCGCUGGUGAUUUCAAACGAGCUGUUACUAAAUUGUGUCUUAUCCCCAAUCAUGACUAA
Stegodyphus dumicola is the source of this 3323-nucleotide messenger RNA. RefSeq lists its product as uncharacterized. Lineage: Eukaryota; Metazoa; Arthropoda; Arachnida; Araneae; Eresidae. The record is from RefSeq and is a predicted model, not a curated record.